Messenger RNA from Rhagoletis pomonella (apple maggot), 1086 nucleotides. RefSeq names its product aspartate aminotransferase, mitochondrial-like. Gene Ontology annotation, molecular function: L-aspartate:2-oxoglutarate transaminase activity; pyridoxal phosphate binding. Gene Ontology annotation, cellular component: mitochondrion. The record is from RefSeq and is a predicted model, not a curated record. Bases 31 to 1056 code for a protein of 341 amino acids. Gene Ontology annotation, biological process: biosynthetic process; L-aspartate catabolic process. Lineage: Eukaryota; Metazoa; Arthropoda; Insecta; Diptera; Tephritidae. The transcript is spliced from 4 exons.
UGCUGUAGAUCAUGGUUCGCCAAUGUACAAAUGGGACCACCUGAUGCGAUUUUGGGUGUAACCGAGGCGUUCAAGCGCGAUACAAAUCCGAAAAAAAUCAACUUGGGUGUAGGCGCGUAUCGUGAUGACAACGGUAAACCAUGGGUGUUGCCCAGUGUGCGCAAGGCUGAAGAACGCAUAAUUGGUAAGCAAUUGGACAAAGAAUACGCCACAAUCAUUGGUAUUCCGGAUUUCUAUAAUAAAGCCAUCGAAUUGGCGCUGGGUAAGGAUUCUGAGCGAUUGCAGGGAAAGCACAAUGCUACAACACAGGUAAUAUAUUUGUAUAUUUCUGUUAUCGUUCUCGGUACUGGUAUCCAUAUUGGAUUUGUUAUCGUUAUCGAUAUUAUUAGAAACAUUUGGAAGUAUGGGGUGAAAGGUGCCGAUCUAUCGCUCGAACAGUGGAAGGAACUCUCACAAUUGGUGAAGAAGAAUAAUUUAUUCCCCUUCUUCGAUAUGGCCUACCAGGGCUUUGCUUCCGGCGAUGUCGAUCGUGAUGCUCAAGCUGUACGUAUCUUCGAAAAAGAUGGCCAUCUCUACUGCCUGGCGCAGAGUUUUGCCAAGAAUAUGGGUUUGUAUGGCGAACGUGCCGGUGCUUACUCCGUCAUCACUGCCAGCAAAGAGGAAGCCGAUCGUGUUACAUCACAAAUUAAGAUUCUCAUUCGUGCACUCUACUCAAAUCCACCAUUACAUGGUGCCCGCUUGGCUGCCGAAAUACUAAACGACGCAGAAUUGAGAGCAAUUUGGUUCAAGGAUGUUAAAACAAUGGCUGAUCGUAUUAUUAAUAUACGCGCACAAUUGAAGGGCAACUUAGUGAAAUUGGGCUCAUCGCGUUCAUGGGAUCACAUUACCAAUCAGAUUGGUAUGUUCUGCUACACCGGCAUGACAGCGGAGAAUGUCGAGCGUUUGUCGAAGGAAUUUAGUAUUUAUCUGACCAAAGAUGGACGCAUCUCAAUGGCGGGUGUGACCAGCAAGAAUGUCGACUACUUGGCGCAGGCUAUGCACGAGGUUACCAAGUAAAUGUGCCAGAAUUUUUUGUGCUAGAAAUUU